Symbiodinium natans is the source of this 1119-nucleotide messenger RNA. The record is from the annotation of a GenBank genome assembly. Lineage: Eukaryota; Dinophyceae; Suessiales; Symbiodiniaceae.
AUGGUCGAGACUGGGUUUUCCAUAAGGAUUGAACUCCUUCCGGAUGGCGAUGUUUGCGGGGUGACUCCGGGACAACACACAGUCCUUGAGGCAGCAUCUGGCUCCUUGCUUCACGCUCUACGGCUCAAGGAUGCCUUCUUUGCGUUGCGGUGCGGACGCAUCCAAACAUUCCAGGUCUCCCGUCGACUGCCAUCAGCUUCGAUAGUGAGAUACCCGCCUCCUUUCGGACCUCUUUCCGAGGUUGAGUGUGCGCAAGUCCUCGAGCGCGCGAAAAGCUUCAUUGGCCUAGAGCUGGAGCAGGUCAGAGAACGCCUGCAACAGGCAGGACUACCCGAUCAAUCUGGCCCGGAGGUUUUGGCGGAAAGCUUGAUAACGUUCUGCAUUACUGGCAUGUGCCGCGUAUGGCAUGUCGAGGAAGCCCACAAGCUCACAAGGCAGACGACAGUUUCUGUGCCGAAGGCUCCAAUGCUCAGGUCUGAUGAUGUGUCCAACGUCAUGGAUGACAGCUCAGGCAAUCAGAACUCGUCUUCGGCACGCUUCAAAGCUGUAUUGCCAGGGGACAGUAGCUUGAGCAAAGUUCCAGAGAAGCUGCAGGAGAAGGCGAUUUCUACUGCCAUUCACGUGGGCUGCCGUGGGCCUGCAUCACGAGUUGCUGGAGCUGCGGCGGCCAUGACUGUCGAGGGCUAUGCGCUGUACAAAGAAAUUGGCCGGCACUGCGAGCAGCUCGAAGUGAAAAAAAUCAGCUCAGAACAGUUCACGGAGAGAAUUUGCGAAAGCACGGUGAGCUCUUCUGGCCGGGCUAUUGGCAGCCUGGCCGGAGCUGCAGUCGGCCAGGCCUCGAUUCCUGUUCCGGUGGUUGGUGCGGUGAUCGGAGGAGUUGCAGGUGCGGCUUGCGGUGGCUUUUAUGCCAACAGCCUGGUUCGUGGUGCUUGGCGUUUGUCAGGUGGCAAGGCCAAAGGUGGCGACGAUAUCGUCAGAUGUGUGGAGCACUCCGCCGACAACUAUCACAACAGCCCUCGAACCUUCAACGAGGCCCUGAUCGACCAGCCGAAGCAUUUUGGUUCUGAUGACGGCGCGUGGCCCGACCAGCGGCAAGGCUCGUCAGAAGAUUUCCUUUGA